Molecule: messenger RNA, 2010 nt
Organism: Glycine soja
Lineage: Eukaryota; Viridiplantae; Streptophyta; Magnoliopsida; Fabales; Fabaceae
Product: heat stress transcription factor A-4a-like
Exons: 2
Coding region: 681-1859 (392 amino acids)
Biological process (GO): regulation of transcription by RNA polymerase II
Cellular component (GO): nucleus
Molecular function (GO): RNA polymerase II cis-regulatory region sequence-specific DNA binding; DNA-binding transcription factor activity
Source: RefSeq, a predicted model, not a curated record
AUCAAUCUCCUUCAAAAUGAUAAUUUAUCUCAUUUUAUUGUCUUUCUAUUUUUUUAUAAAAAAAACUAUUAAUUAAAUAUUCAUUUAUUAUUUACUUGACCAGCAAGUUCUUUUUCAUUUUUUAAAACUUUAUGAAAUUAGAUAUUUCAUUUUCUGUGAAAAAAUCAAUUCAUUAAAUACUGUUGAAAAUCAUGGUCAGAAUUUGAGCUUUUGGCAACUAUGGACAGAAAUAUGAACUUUUCGUAUUUGGAGGAGAAGCAAUCCUUUUUCGGUUUCGCUGUUUCCAUUUUCAGCUUUGCUCUUGUGUUUGAGCAUUUGAAUCUCGACAAAGGUUUCACCUUUGGGUGUGUGAUUCAACACCAGCUAUAGCUGGGGGAGUGAAGGUAAGGUUGUGAACAUUAAUUUGCUUGAAGGAGGGUUUGUGAACUGAAUUGCUAAAAAAGGGUCUCUUUUUUUUCGGGAAUUAUUAAUUGGUGUUUACUGGGAUUAAUGAAACCUAGCUAGAAAGGAAAAUGAUGGGAGAACAAGGGAGUGUAUUUUAUAUAUAUAUAUGUAAAAAUUUGUGUAUUGUUUUGUAGUGGUUAAAUUUGUGAAAAAGGUAAAAGGUUUUUUCUUUCUUUCUGGGUAUACAUACUAAAGGGUUUUUGAGAGUUCAGUCUGCUUUGAGAUUUGUGUUUUGGAUGAUGGAGGAAGCUCAGGGCAGUUCUAGUUCCCUGCCACCUUUCCUCACCAAGAUUUAUGAGAUGGUGGAUGAUCCUUCAACUAAUUCCAUUGUUUCAUGGAGUGCCACCAAUAGGAGUUUCAUUGUUUGGAACCCACCAGAGUUUUCAAGGGAUUUGUUACCCAAAUACUUUAAGCACAACAACUUUUCCAGUUUCAUCAGGCAGCUCAACACUUACGGCUUUAGAAAGAUUGAUCCUGAACAAUGGGAAUUUGCAAAUGAUGAUUUUGUAAGAGGUCAGCCACAUCUUUUGAAGAACAUCCAUAGGCGCAAACCUGUCCAUAGCCAUUCUUUGCAGAAUAUCCAGGGUCAAGGGGUUUCUUCGCUGACUGAAUCAGAAAGGCAGAGUUUUAAGGAUGAGAUAGAGAAGCUUAAACAUGAAAAAGAACAACUUCUUCGGGAGUUAGAGAUGCAUGAACAGGAGUGGAAAAUGUAUGAGGUACAAUUACAACACUCCAAUGAUCGUUUGGAAAAGUUGGAAAAGAAGCAAGAAAAUUUGGUUUCUUCUGUCUCUCAAGUGUUGCAGAAACCUGGGAUUGCCUUAAAUCUCUUGCUGUUGACAGAAAACAUGGAUAGAAAACGGAGGUUGCCAAGAAGUGGUCUCUUUAGUGAUGACGCUAGCAUUGAAGAUCAUAUGGAAACUUCCCAAGUAUUACCAAGGGAAAAUGCAGAUGGUGCUUCUAUUUUCUCAUCGAGCACAGAACGGUUGGAUCUCCUUGAGUCAUCCAUGACGUUUUGGGAGAAUAUUACACAUGAUGUUGGUGACGUCUUUGUUCAAAGUCAUUUAAACUUGGAUUUUGAUGAAUCUACAAGUUGUGCAGAUAGUCCAGCUAUAUCUUGUGUGCAACUAGAAGUUGAAGAUCAGCCUAAGUCACAUGGAAUCAACGUGAGUUCUGAGCCAGCUGUAGUUGCGGCUCCUGAUCUUGAUGCAUCAAAAGAACAACCUGUCGAAACAGCUCCUCUGACUACUGGUGUUAAUGACAUAUUCUGGGAACGAUUCUUGACAGAGAAUCCUGGUUCGUCAGAAAUGCAGGAAGCUCAGUCUGAAAGAGAGGAUUCUGAUGGCAGAAGUAAUGCCAAAUUUUGGUGGAACAUUAGGAAUGUAAAUAACCCUCCAGAACAGAUGGGGCAUUCUUAGCAAAGCAGAGCAAACUUAGUUGCAAUUGAUUAUUCCUUUUAGCUUGUGAUGCCCCUCAAUUUUCAUGUAAUAAAUGUAGGUAUACAUAUUCUAUAUUUUUGGUUAAAUGAUUGCAUCCUCUAUAGAAUUUAGUCAAUUUUUAUACUGCUCA